This is a messenger RNA of Blepharisma stoltei, 3774 nucleotides long. The record is from the annotation of a GenBank genome assembly. Lineage: Eukaryota; Ciliophora; Heterotrichea; Heterotrichida; Blepharismidae.
AUGAAACAGAUUAUCACCGGUGAGUCUUUGCCAACAGAUAACGUUGAAAGCCAAUACGAGCAUAUCAAUUUGAUUAUGGGAACAUUAUAUAGCGAUCAAAUAGCCAAAAUAAAGAGACAAAAAACGCUUUUUUCAAACCAUCAUCAUCGAAAAUCAAUUCUUGAUAAUUUUUUCCAUAAAUCGUUGAAAUACACUAUACUAAAUAAAAAAAAGAACAAAUCUCGUUGAGUGAUCAGCAAUAAAUCCAAGUGAAAGAUGCUUUAUGAUAACUUUAUUGAUUUUUUGAUCGGAUAUUCAUUAAUUACCUCUUUAUUUUAUUUACUUCCCCUCCGUGAGCGAACAAGAAAUUUUGUUUGCCCACGGAGAUGGGUUAAUUGUUUUUUUUCUAAAAAAUCCCAAUUCGCAAUAAUUGGAAAGCAAUAUUAAUUUAAUUUGUAAGUAUGCUUUAAAACGCAAUUAGUUCGAAAUUAAUCAGAAUUAGCUAGAGGUUUCAUUAUAUUAGUUAUCACUUAUAUAUCAAAAAUUUGUUUUCAUAAAAAAUUUUAGUUCGCUCAUAGAGGGGUGGGCUAUUGGUCGAAAAACAGGGAUUUUUUCAAUAGUUUUGUUCGCUCACGAAGGGAGGGAGUUAGCAUUUGGAAGACCUGAAAAUAUAUAUGAAACUCUUGAUAUAAUAAUGCAGUGUAUAUUUGGAGUAGAUUUAAUAUUAAAAUUUUUUACUGACUACCAAAAUUCUAAUGGGGAUACAGUGGUUUCACAUAGGAAGAUUAUAUUGCGAUAUAUGAAAUUUCGAUUCUUUAGAGAUGUGCUCUGUCUCAUACCUUUCCGUUAUAUCUGGUUUGAUUUAGAAUAUUUAAUCAGAAAUUUAAGAUUUUUCCGAAUUGAGCGAGUGCUAAAAAUAUUUAACAAAAUGCUAACUCCCCCCCCCCUCCGUGAGCGAACAAAACCAUUAGAAAAAUCGCCAUUUUUUGACCAAAAACCCACCCUCCGUGAGUGAACAAAAAAAUUUUUUAAUAGAAAAAAUUUUAAUGGAAAAAAAUUUUGAUAUAUAAGUGAUAAUUAGUAUAAUGAAAUCUAGAGCUAAUUCUGUUUAAUUUUAAACAAAUUGCGUUUUAAAACAUAAAUUUUGCAAAUUAAAUUAAUAUUUGCUUCCCAAUUUUUGCAAAUUAGGAUUUUUUUAAAUUUCGAAAAAAAUAUUUUUUAUAAAAUUUAUAUAUAAAUUGUUUUUAAAAAAAAAAAUUAACCCCCCUCCGUGAGCGAACAAAAUUUUUUUGUUCGCUCACGGAGGGGGGGGGGAGUAAAAUGAUUCGUUCAAAAUUAUGAAAUUUUCAAAAAUAGUAAAUGACUUAAAUAAAGUCCGCUUUCUAAUAGGCUGCAUUAGAAAUCUUUGGAGGUAUUUAAUUAUUAUGUGUUUUUCUAUAUACUCGGUUGGAUGCUUGUUCUAUUGAUAUAGCAGCUUCUUUCCAGAUAACUUUGCAGACCAUUAUUUUGAUAAAGAAGCAACUUCUUCAAAUAGACUGUUUCAUACACUUUACUUUAUGACAACAACCCUUGCAACUCUAGGAUUUGGCGAUUAUGUACCUGUAAAUUUAUAUGAAAGAGCAUUUAUGAUAGUUGUCAUUAUUAUUGGGAUUGCCUUUUAUUCAUACGCGAUGGGACUUUUUAUUAGUUCAGUCUCGGAGUUCAAUUUUAUACUAUCUGAGCCAGACUGAAACUCUGACUUGAAGUCUUGACUUAAUUCUAUUGAAAUAAAGCAUGGAGAAAUCCCAAAAGAUAUUCGAACAAAAAUUAUUGACUCCCCCCCAUCCUUGAUCGAACAGCUCGCCAUCGUUCAAUCAAGGAUGGGGGUUAAAAAUUUUUUGGGAAAAAAAUUUAUAUAUAAAAUAAAAUAUAUAUAUAUAUAUAUAUAUUUUUAUUUACUUUUAAAAUAAGAGGGUUAAGAGUAUUAAAUAAUUAUUUUUACAGCAAAAAAUUGAAUUAAUUUCAUAAGAAUACCAAUUUUUAAUAUUUUGAUUUAUUAGUUACCCUUUUUAAAACUGUAUAAAUUGUAAUUUGUUCCUUAUUAAAUUAAUUUUUAUUUUAAAUUUUAAAGAAUCUCUAUUUUAUUAGAUUAUUGAGUUUUUAAGCCUAGGCUGAUGACUAAAUCACUUCGAAUAGUUGAUUCCGUUGCUUUCUGUAGUCUAAAAGCUCUGAAAACAAACUUCAUUAGGUACAUCUUCCCAAGCUUUUGAUAACUAAUAUAUUUUUAUAUAUAUAAAAAUUUGCAUGAUAUGAAAAUCGUUUGAUCAAGGAUGGGGGUUAAUUUCCCCAAUUUUUAAGAAUUUUUACAGUCAAUCGUUCGAUCAAGGAUGGGGGGGAGUGAACAUUUUGUCAACUAUUGAGAAAACGAUCGCUUAAAGGACUUAGCUGGAAAAUAUUGGACUGCUGAAACUUAUGAUGAAAUAGCGACUAUUGAAAAUGAAUAUUUAACGCAUUUACCAAAAUCUCUGAUAAAAAACAUUUUUAAUUCUUUAUUUACAGAUAUAUUUUUUUGGUUUAAAAACUACUUUGGAAAUUCAGAUUUUAAAUAUGAUUUAAUAUUCCAUUUCCAGCCUAGAUUAUUUGAACCAGAAGAGAGGAUAUAUGAAAAAGGAGAAAAAGCCAAAGAAGUGCUUUUUAUUUUAAAUGGAAAGGUUAUAUGCGAAACUUUAAUAAAUGGCAAAUAUAAGACAAUAUUGCAAUUUAAUAAAGGAAGAACUGUGGUAGGCGAUUUUUCUAUAUUGAUGAAUACCCCAGUAUCUGUCAAUUAUGUAAGGAUCCCCCCCCUCAUUUGUCCCAAAAUCUAGUCAAAAAUGAUUUGUCCCAUUUUCUAGUCAUUUUUCGAUUUUUCGAGUGUCCUAAAUUUUAGUAUUUUACUGUAAAAAAACUAGAAAAUGAGACAAUUGAGUCCUGAAAAAUUUUUUUUUCUAUCAAAAUUUUGACUAGAAAAUUGGACAAUGAGGUCUAAACAAAUUUUUUUUCCUAUAAAAAAAACUAGAAAAAUGGACAAAUGAUAAAAGACUAGAAAAUUGGACAAAUGAGGGGGGGGGAUCCUUAAUAAAAAGCAAAAGUAUAGUUCAGGCUUUCGCUGUACCUAAAAAAGCAUUUUUAUUAAUUUUAAAUGAAGGAUAUCCUGUCAAGAAAAAAGAACUGAUUAUUAAAUCUACAAACAGAGAAAAUAAAAUUCAACUUGCAAUAGCUAAGGUUAGACACUAAAAUGCCUGGUGAAAUCAGCUCUUUUCUAUACUACUGUAGCUAGAAAGCUUAAUAGCUCCGAGAACCUUGGCAGACCCUUUUCGGAAGAGGAAAACGGCAAGGACUGUGCAGAUUAAUGAGCAGUAAUGAAGUGCUAUGGAGCUAAAUAGUAGUAAGUGAUUAUUGUUGAUUAGCGCAAUAGCUCAGGCAGAGAAAAAGCUUAACCGAAGAAAUAGAAGUGAUCUUGUAAAUAAAAACUCUGAAAUUGUAGACGUUGAUUUAAGAAGGUCAAGUAUGGCAGCAGAUUAUUUUGAAACAACUCCAAUAGUUCGUGCUGAAGACAGUUUUGAAGCUGAAAUUAAGAAAAAGUUACAGAAGUGUGAGCAUGACUUGAAAAGAAAAAUAAGGGCUAUCAAGAGAAAUAUUUCUAAAAAAAGAUUGCUUUUGAAGACCAUGGAGGUAAGCGAUCUAGAAGGUAAAAAAGGAUUUAAUCUAUCUCGAACGCAUACAUCUGUGCCUAGUGAUGAGUUUGCAAAAAAAAAACUUGAAAAUGAAGACGAUUAG